Rotaria socialis is the source of this 846-nucleotide messenger RNA. NCBI's taxonomy places the organism in Eukaryota, Metazoa, Rotifera, Eurotatoria, Philodinida, Philodinidae. The record is from the annotation of a GenBank genome assembly.
AUGGAAACCAUCAACUUUUAUAAUGGAUUAUGGCAGGAAAUCAAACAGAAAUAUAGUGAUCCACGAACAUCUGAUCUCUUCAUGAUGAAUUCUCCAAUUCCAUCGGCUUUGAUCUGUAUAGGGUAUUUAAUAGCUGUUUGUCUGGGACCAAAGUUCAUGGCCAAUCGUUCGCCAUAUAACAUUCGUCAACUGUUAUUAGUCUAUAAUGUUACAAUGGUUGUUUUAUCUGGUUAUCUUUUCUAUGAAUUUCUUGCUGCUGGCUGGCUAAAUGGUUACUCAUUGGGUUGUCAACCUGUCGAUUAUUCUCGAUCAGCGACUGCUAUGAGAAUGGUUCGUGUUUGCUAUUUAUUUUUUCUCUCAAAAUUUAUCGAAUUAUUUGAUACAAUAUUUUUUAUAAUGAAAAAAAAUUUUCAUCAAGUUAGCGUUUUACAUGUUUUGCAUCAUGGUAUAAUGCCGAUUAGUUGGUGGUUUGGUAUUCGUUUUGUUCCGGGCGGUUUCGGAACCUUUCAUUCUUGUAUUAAUUCAUUUAUACAUUUUCUUAUGUAUUUGUAUUAUGGCCUUGCAGCACUGAGCCCUUCGUUUCGACAAUACUUAUUUUUAAAAAAAUCCAUGACAUGGAUGCAAAUGAUUCAAUUUAUGCUUGUAAUGGUUCACACGUCGCAACUAUUUUUUUUGGAAUGUGAUUACCCAAUUUUAUUUGCUUAUUGGAUAUUUGCCUACGCAAUAAUGUUUUUAUUAUUUUUUGCAAACUUUUAUGUACAAGUUUACAAGAACAAAUCCUCAUCAGGAAAGUCAAAAUCUCAACCGAUCAAAUCAAAAAUAAAUGGUUACAAAAAAGAAGAAUAA